GGGUGGAGCACCCGGAAGUCCAAGAGAACUGCUACAGCCAUGGCCACUGCAGCCCGCGCCAGGAUCCUGCACUUGCUGAGGCACCUGCAGAGCGCAACAUGCCAGUGCCCAACUCAUUCUCAUACCUACUCCCAAGCUUCUGGACUUUCGCCUCCUGGGAAAACAACAGAUUAUGCCUUUGAGAUGGCUGUUUCAAAUAUUAGAUAUGGAGCAGGAGUUACAAAGGAAGUGGGCAUGGAUCUACAGAACAUGGGGGCUAAAAAUGUUUGCUUGAUGACAGACAAGAACCUCUCCCAGCUCCCUCCUGUACGAAUAGCUAUGGAUUCCCUAGUAAAGAAUGGCAUCAACUUUCAGGUUUAUGAUGGUGUGAGGGUGGAACCCACAGAUACAAGCUUCAUGGAUGCAAUUGAGUUUGCCAAAAAAGGAGCCUUUGAUGCCUAUGUUGCUGUGGGUGGGGGCUCCACCAUGGACACCUGUAAAGCUGCUAAUCUGUAUGCAUCCAGCCCUCACUCUGAGUUCCUUGAUUAUGUCAACGCCCCCAUUGGGAAGGGAAAGCCAGUGACAGUGCCACUUAAGCCACUGAUUGCAGUUCCAACUACCUCAGGAACCGGGAGUGAAACCACUGGGGUUGCCAUUUUUGACUAUGAGCAUUUGAAAGUGAAAACUGGCAUUGCUUCACGAGCCAUCAAACCUACACUGGGACUAGUUGAUCCUCUGCACACUCUCCACAUGCCUUGCCAGGUGGUUGCCAACAGUGGCUUUGAUGUCCUUUGCCACGCUCUGGAGUCUUACACUGCCAUUCCCUAUAACAUGCGGAGCCCUUGCCCUUCCAAUCCCAUCACAAGGCCAGCAUACCAGGGCAGCAACCCAAUCAGCGACAUCUGGGCAGUCCAUGCACUGAGGAUUAUAGCCAAGUACCUGAAGAGGGCUGUCAGAAAUCCUGAUGAUCUUGAAGCAAGGUCCAGUAUGCACUUGGCAAGUACUUUUGCUGGCAUUGGCUUUGGAAAUGCUGGUGUUCAUCUAUGCCAUGGCAUGUCUUACCCAAUUUCAGGUUUAGUGAAGACAUAUAAAGCCAAGGAAUACAAUGUGGAUCACCCUUUGGUGCCCCAUGGCCUUUCUGUGGUGCUCACAUCUCCAGCAGUGUUCACCUUCACAGCCCAGAUGUUUCCAGAGCGGCACCUGGAGACAGCAGAAAUAUUAGGAGCCAAUAUCCGCACUGCCAGGAGCCAAGAUGCUGGGUCUGUGUUGGCAGAUACACUCCGAAAAUUCCUAUUUGACCUAAAUGUUGACAAUGGCCUAGCUGCCCUUGGUUACUCGAAGGACGACAUCCCCUCACUAGUGAAAGGAACCCUGCCCCAGGAAAGGGUCACCAAGCUUGCACCCCGUCCUCAGUCAGAAGAAGAUCUAUCUGCUCUGUUUGAAGCAUCAAUGAAGCUAUAUUAACUACCACUUCACUGGAAAUAAUUGCCAUUAGCCAUUGUGGUUCAGAUAACAGAAGUUGAUCAGGCUAGAUCAUUGUCUUCCUAUCUCUACACUUCACUUACCUGUUACUGGUUUGAAUGUGAUAUGAUUUUAUUCUUCAGGAGAUUCCUUCAUGCUAUGUCAAAUCCAGGGGCCACACCCCACAGGUCAGUGUGCUUAUACCAAACUCCAGUGAAUACUCUGCCUCUGGUCUAUGUACCAAGUGGACAAAAACUGUCUGUCAAAUCUAUAAAUAUAAAUAGUAUAUGCCCAGAAACUGAUGUCUAGAAAUUUAUCCUGAAGAAAUAUUAACAUUAGUGGCCAAAGAACUAUGACAAGACUAUUUCAGGCAGUGCUUUUAGAAUAAUAAAAAUUGAAACAAAUCUAAAUAUUCAUUAAAAGUAUAUAAAUAGCCGGGUAUGGUGUCACACGCCUGUAGUCCCAGCACUUGGGAGGCAGAGGCAGGUGGAUCUCUGUGAGUUCAAGGCCAGCCUGGUCUACAU
Molecule: messenger RNA, 1964 nt
Organism: Nannospalax galili (Upper Galilee mountains blind mole rat)
Lineage: Eukaryota; Metazoa; Chordata; Mammalia; Rodentia; Spalacidae
Gene: Adhfe1
Product: alcohol dehydrogenase iron containing 1
Exons: 14
Coding region: 40-1443 (467 amino acids)
Cellular component (GO): mitochondrion
Molecular function (GO): alcohol dehydrogenase (NAD+) activity; metal ion binding
Source: RefSeq, a predicted model, not a curated record